Mytilinidion resinicola is the source of this 1065-nucleotide messenger RNA. RefSeq lists its product as uncharacterized. The coding region runs from base 391 to 1065 and encodes 224 amino acids. The record is from RefSeq and is a predicted model, not a curated record. The transcript is spliced from 2 exons. Lineage: Eukaryota; Fungi; Ascomycota; Dothideomycetes; Mytilinidiales; Mytilinidiaceae.
GGGGCAUAUCUCGUUGGUCUGAUUCAAGGGAAUUAUGAGUAGAUGACACCAAACAUCUAGCAACACGAACCACGAACAGCUCAUAGAGAAGCUCCUUCGACCUCAAACCAGACAUACAAUAAAAGGACCUCGCUCACCCCGACCGAUAAGAUCACCCAAAACUGAGGCCCCUAUGGGGAACGCAUUCAGUACCCGCAUAUAUGAACCUACCUUGCUGAUCGGCUACACACCUGUCCGCACUUGUAACACAAAACUACCGUCUACAAAAUACGAGAUCACAUGACCCACAAAUCCAUCUCUCGCUAGCAUAAAGCGCGCUUUCGCUUCCUGUAUAACGUGCCCGCUCUGAGGUUGACGAUCCCUACUAGUAGUCUAAGAACAGCGCUUCUCAUGGCUUCCUCACUGGAGCAAACUCCAAAAGAGGAGACAACGAACCUUUCAAGACCUCCUGAAAGCCCAGACACCCCAACGUCCAUAUCCCUCAUCAGCUCCCUCCAUACUCUAACAAUAACCCCAUCCGCCGCCUCACGAGCCCUCAACAUCCCCGAGCUCCUCGAAACCAUCCUCCUCCUCCUCUCAUCCACCUUCCACGACCUCGUCUUCGAGCACCCCACCUACACCCUCAACAGCGAGCCCCUCUACCACCUCCUCGCCCUCUGCCGCGUCAGCAAAUUCUGGCACAAUGUAAUCAUGAACUCCACCCGCUUUCGCGAGCCCCUGUUCCUGCAUCCAAUACCCAAACCCGCCGACACCGUCACAGACGCCGACGACACGGAUGCCGCGUACCAGAAAGGCGCGGGAGGAGUUGCCGCGGACGAUGCGGGGAUGCUGGUGACGCAGCCGCCGUGCUGGGCGGCAGAGGUGGAGUUGAAGUGGAGUAUGUUGGAGGGGAAUUGGCGGUUGGAGCCUUGGACUAGGACUGUGAAGAUCAAGGUGAAAGAGGAGGCUGGAAGUCUGACGUUGGGGGAGUUGCACUGGGUGCUGAGGAAGCAUAUGCGGCCGCCGAGGAAGGCUGGUAAUUAUGGGGCGCAUAGAGCGCAUACAGCCGUUUUGAGCUUCUUCUAG